AUGGAUAUAGAUCAAAAUUUGCUAUUAGAAGAGCCUAAUGAUUCAUGUAUUUGUUGGAUAUUACACAAAUUAAUACGAUUAAUUUGUGUAGCUUUAUUCACGUGUCUUAUUGGUAUGCUUAUCUUUACUUUAAUCUUCUAUGCUUUUGAUAUUUAUUGGCUUGAACAACCGAUUAUUAAUAAUUCAUCAUGGUGGUGGUGGUUUAAUGAUAAUAAUAAUAGUAAUACUAAUUUUACUAGAUUUGAUUCUGAUAUGAUUAGUUUAACACAAACAGUUAAUUAUGAUGAUGAAUACUGA
This is a messenger RNA of Rotaria sp. Silwood2, 297 nucleotides long. The record is from the annotation of a GenBank genome assembly. Lineage: Eukaryota; Metazoa; Rotifera; Eurotatoria; Philodinida; Philodinidae.